AGGCUCCAAAGUCGCUGAUCCUCAUCAGUCCCAAUUUACUAAUCCUACUGACGUCAUAGGGGAAGGACCAUUAUUACAGGUUGUGAGACUCGAUGGUUCAAACACGCCGAAGUCUUCUACCUCAGUCACAAGCGAAAUCUCCCAUCGCGACUCCGAAAAGGGCAAAUACUUCGAGAAGCACAUCUUCUCGAGCCAGGACCGCCAGCACAUCUUCACAACUAACAGAAAAAAGCGUUACAGUCAAGUUCAAAAAUACACAUAGUACAUCGAAUCACAGACAUAAAAAAGAAGUGAAGCCUCUGCAUGGGCGUGAAACAGAGUUUUCUACGAUAUGCAAAUGGAUUGAAGGAACGAUAGAUGAUGGACAACCUCUUUCUCUGUACAUUAGCGGAUCUCCGGGAACAGGAAAAAGUGCGACUAUGAAGUUGGUUUUGGAAAGUUUCGGCUCUCGUGUGAUGUUUUUAACACUUAACUGUGUUUCCAUACAUACGCAGACUGAACUUAUCAGAUCUGUACUAGAAACCAUGGGGAGUUCUAUACGACCUACGCUUCCAGCACUUGCACGAGCAUUGGAGGACGAGAAGAAACAUUUUGUUCUUGUGCUUGAUGAGAUUGAUCUCCUAGCAUCUAAAACGAAUUCGUUCCUGUACACAGCGUUUCAGUGGCCAUAUACUCUGAACUCCAAAUUGAUAGUGAUAGGUAUUGCUAACUCCAUUGAUUUAACUGAACGAUUGUUACCAAAGUUGAAGCUGGGACACGUACCACAAACGCUCGUUUUUGCUCCAUACUCCAAGGAAGCAAUAGCCGAAAUUCUCAAGAAUAGAAUGACUGCAGAUUCGGAUGAUGCAAUGGAUGCUAAAGCUGUGGAGCUAUGCUCUCGUAAAGUUGCGGCUAUGAGUGGAGAUUUGCGAGCUGCUCUUCACGUUAUAAAGCAUACAAGAAAUUUGAAUGAGCCAUCUACUCCACGAGGUUGUCGCGAAGUUCUAGGAGUUUUGAACGGCGUAUAUUCAUCGCCACUUGCCCGAGCACGUCUUCCGCUACAGCCUCGUCUUAUUCUGGCAGUUGCGCUAGCCAUGACGUCAAACAAAAAGAACAUUUUAAAUGUGAUUUCUCUGACGAACGCAUAUGCAAAAGCUUGUGAAGUUGUCAAAGUUCCGCGUUUGGAAGGUGAUGACUUUGCUUCUGCUAUGCAAAUAUUGGAAAGUCAAUCAUUUAUCAUGGAAUGCCCGGGAGGAAAAUUAGUGUUAAAGGUUGACACUGACACUGCAAAAUCUGUGAUCGCUGACAGUGGCAUGAUCGCGCAAGUGACUGCACUCAAUUUAUGA
Messenger RNA from Cylicocyclus nassatus, 1325 nucleotides. The record is from the annotation of a GenBank genome assembly. NCBI's taxonomy places the organism in Eukaryota, Metazoa, Nematoda, Chromadorea, Rhabditida, Strongylidae.